AUCUGUCCACCAUCCUUCUGUUAUUUACAACUGUUAGGUUCAGCAUCCACACGCCAUACUAUUUAUUUAACCUAAACCUUAUCAAUCUUGCUUCUUAAAGUGUCCCCUACAAUGCGAUUUAGUUACGCGGGAUUUCUAGCUGCCGCCUUAGCUAUAAGCUCGGCAUCAGGACAGUGCACACGCAGUUCAGGACAAUACGGUGCAUGCAGUAGCGAUGGUACCAAAAUUCUGUAUUGCACUGGGUACCAUGGGAGAUUGAUCAAUCAAUGUCCCCAGGGGAGACUUUGUGCUCCAAGGAGCGGGGGUUAUGAUUGUGCGCAGUUUUGAGGGAUCGAUUAAGAGUGUGGAGAAAGAUUGGAUUUGACAAAAUACAAGCUAUCGAGCUAUUGUGCCGGUGCACGGGGUAAAGCCCUGUGCGUGAUUGAGUCUGUGCUCAACCCAGAUCUCGGAGGCUAUAAAAGGGUUCUCAACACCACUCAGCAGACGUGCCAUUAGUCUAGCUAUACUAUCAUUUCAUUGGGAUCAGAGU
Molecule: messenger RNA, 529 nt
Organism: Parastagonospora nodorum SN15
Lineage: Eukaryota; Fungi; Ascomycota; Dothideomycetes; Pleosporales; Phaeosphaeriaceae
Exons: 3
Coding region: 112-327 (71 amino acids)
Source: RefSeq, a predicted model, not a curated record